Aspergillus welwitschiae is the source of this 1029-nucleotide messenger RNA. RefSeq lists its product as uncharacterized. The coding region runs from base 1 to 1029 and encodes 342 amino acids. Lineage: Eukaryota; Fungi; Ascomycota; Eurotiomycetes; Eurotiales; Aspergillaceae. The record is from RefSeq and is a predicted model, not a curated record. The transcript is spliced from 5 exons.
AUGGCUAGUAACUAUAUAAACGAGGCUGCAUUUGUGGCCGUACUUUGGGUCUGUUUGACAAUAACAUUCUUCUUCGUGCUUGUCCGGCUGCUCCUCCAAUACUACGUCGACCGCAAGUGGCACACACACGAUGCCCUCAUCUUAGCAGCUUGGCUACUAUCCCUCGCAAACUGUAUCGUGUGGUCGGUAUUCUAUAAGCAGCUGUUCUACGUGGGGACCCUCAUCACCGGCUCAGUUGAUUACUCGAAGUUGCCGGUAAAUAUCAGGAUCAUUGAGGAGCAGUACCUACGUAGCCAGCUGGCCGGAUACCUCCUCUCGUAUACCAGUCUGUGGCUGGUUAAGCUGUCCUUCAUAUUUUUCUUCCGACAUCUGGGGAAUCGAUAUCGUGCACAACGCAUCCUCUGGUGGGCGGUCUUAACGUUUGUUAUCGCCUGCUAUGGUGGUACAUUGGGUAGCAUGGAUUACGCAUGUGAAAUGGCUUCCUUUGAGAAUAUCAUCGAGGCUUGUGCGAGUGCGCAUUCAAUCUGGUACGAACGUGUACGCCUCAAGGUCGCAACAAGUAUGGAUAUUGUGUCUGAUGCAGCCAUUAUCGUUCUCUCUGGACAUAUCAUGUGGAGAGUGAAAAUCAACGUUCGGAGAAAGCUCGCAUUGAUCGGUGUCAGUUUCCUGACGGCGUUCAUCAUCAUCAUCGCGCUGGUGCGGCUUGAGCUAAGUGUCUCAGGGACGGGCAUCCUGAGCCCUGCCUGGCUCGUCUUCUGGAACGCGAUCGAGAUCUGUGUGGCGAUCAUGAUGGCUUGCCUGGCAUCAUUCUGGACCUUUUACACCAAACUGAAAAGGCCCUCACAGGCUCCUCGGCGGCGCGCCGAGUGGCUCCCUCCACGCGGUUAUGCCUCGCUCGAGAGACCAAUCCUGCUGGAUGGAAGACUAGGCGUUAGAUGCUUUCACAACCAUUCGGACCUCUCUGUGCAGAGCCACACUUCACUGAAGAUGGGCCAUGGUGCCUUGAAGGGGAAGACGGAGGAGCCUUAA